CCACUGUAAUGGCGAAGUUGUGACGGAAGACUUGUUUGUGAAUCGCCCUUAUCCAAGUUUUUCAGCAUUUACAAGCCUAAGAAAACAUUGUAGUCGACAUCACAGAUCAGCCCCUGGUGCCAUUGCCCAAUAUGCCCAAGAUGUUGGUGAAGUGAAAGAGGUCCCCCAGAGUCACUACGUUAGUGCUGUUACUGCCGCCAACGACGAGGCCAGGACGACAUCAAGAGAGAAAAUGACGUCCAACAACUACCAAUUUGGAGACAGGCACUACAAGGGGAGUGUGGACUCAGGUUUCCAGGAACCUAUAGACACAAUUGGCUCCCAUGAAAUAGCCAUGGAAAUUAACAGCUUUACAAAUAUGGGCAGAAGAGAUCUGACUCAGACGUCCCCGCUGGCUUCGCCGGAGUUAGCUCGACGGCAGUUCCGGGGCCCUCCGGAACUGUACCAGGACCAGCACCUCCAGAGAGAGAUCGCCAACAUCAAACAGCAGCAGCAGCUACAACACCAGUUCCUCCUGCAGCAGUAUGAGCAGCAGCGACAACAGCUGGAACAAGAACACGAGAAGCAGCUCCAUGAACACAUCAAGCUACAGAGGCAGCACCUUGAACAGGAACACCAGAAACAAGUCCACCAACUUAUCAAGGGUUACUUUGAGCAGCAGCAGCAGAAGAAGUUGGAGCAGCAGCAGCGGAUCGAGAAGGAGCUCUUGGAGAAGGAGAGGCUGGAGCAGAUCAAGAACAAGAAGAAGACUGAAGAAAGUGCCGUUGCAUCUACUGAGGUCAAGCAGAAGCUUCAUGAAUUUGUCCUCACCAAGAAGCAGCGCGAAGCUGCCGUCCGAGAACUGACCACAGGGUCACCACCACAGUUCCGACACCCAUGGGUACCAAACCAGGGGUCCCUGGAACAGAGUUCCCCCCCUCAGAGUAACUUGUCCCCUCCGUACCCGCCCGGAAUGCUGGGAAAAUAUGAUGAUGACUUCCCUUUACGAAAAACUGCAUCUGAGCCAAAUAUUCUUAAAGUGCGCUCGGCUUUGAAGCAGAAAUUGGAAACACGUCGCAUAAUUACCCACAGUCCUCUAGUUCGGAGACGGGACAAAGGACCAUUACAACUUAAGCGUAAAACUCCUCUAUCAAUUGAGACCGGAGUUUGUAGUAGUAAUCCAGAUUCGGGGCCCAAUUCACCAGCAGGAAGCUCCCAUGGUGCACUGCCCAAUGGGAGUCUGUCAUCACUCCACUCUAAGGAGGACAACGGCACCUACCCGUUCCCAUUCCGACCUGGACUGAGUUAUCCCGGAACUGACCUGAGUCUCUACACGUCCCCAUCCAUGCCCAACAUUUCCCUCGGCAGACCCCCGACCUCAGGGCCAUCCUCUGUUAGUGGUUCUACAUCCAGUAGCGUGGCUUCGGAGGAGGAGUUACGAGCGAUGACGGCACGUCUUGGAAUGCCCAUUGCAAGUCACCUACUGCCAAAUGCUCUACCCGGUUACUUCCCUUCACUGCCAGUGAUUGAUGGUGAAUUCCCACCAGGAACCAGUCAGGCAUAUCUUGCAGCAGCGGCAGCAGCAGCAGCAUCUGGCGGCAAAAUCAGCUCCCCCCUCGUCAACCCAUACCCCAUUCCACCGUCAGGAACAGAAGCCCCCACUCACCCUGCUCACAGACUCUCUAGACAUCGGCCACUGGGCCGCACCCACUCAGCUCCCCUCCCUCUCGGCCACCCCGUGUUUCAGCAGCAGCAACAACUACUACAACAACAUCAGCAUGAUCAGUUUAUAAAGGAAAACUCAAAACUAUACUUAAAACAGCAUAUACGACAAACGGUGUUGCAACGGACCGUCAGUAAGAGUCAUAUGGAAAAUGUGGAUGAAGAAACAGAGGUCAAGUUAGCACAGGAGAUGAAGGAGUCUCGUGAUGCUGAGAGUAUCGUCAGUGACAGCAAGAUGGACGAAAGUUCCAGUGAAUUGGAGAAACAGCAGCGGGAUCGUGAAGCAUUCCUGGGCCAGCAAAGGGAGAUCAUCAAGCCUCGUCAUAAGGGCCCCUCGCAUCAUCGCCCUUUGUGAACACAGUCCAGUCCCCUCGUCACCUUCUCUGUUCUCCCACAACAGCCUCAAGAAACUGGGCCAGUCUCAUACACAUUUACAACAGGUUUGGCGUACGACACGAUAAUGUUGAAACACCAGUGUACGUGCGGCAACAACAUGAACCACUUAGAACACGCUGGGAGAAUACAGAGCAUCUGGGCAAGACUCACUGACACCGGACUUGUCACACGAUGUGAGAGAGUGCGGUCUCGGAAGGCGAGUACGGAAGAGCUGCAGAGCUGCCAUACUCAUCUCCACACACUAGUUUACGGAACAAAUCCACUCAGUAGACAGAAAUUGUUAGAGUCAUCUCCCAUGCGAUUCUGUCUCUUGCCAUGUGGAGGCGUUGGCGUGGAUUCUGAUACUGUCUGGAAUGAUCUUAAUACAUCAAAUGCCGCCAAAACGGCAACAGGUUGUGUGAUAGAGUUGGCACUUCGUGUGGCUGCUGGUGAUCUCAAGAAUGGCUACGCCAUCGUGCGUCCUCCUGGUCACCAUGCAGAGGCCCACCAAGCCAUGGGUUUCUGUUUUUUCAACUCAAUUGCAAUAGCGGCCAAACAGUUACAAGAAAAGGCAAAACUAGAGAAGAUUCUCAUCAUUGACUGGGAUGUUCACCAUGGUAACGGCACCCAGCAAAUGUUCUACAUGGAUAACCAUGUGUUGUACAUAUCUAUUCAUCGCCAUGACAGCGGCAACUUCUUUCCUGGUACGGGAGCACCUGAAGAGUGCGGAAGUGAUGAGGGGCUCGGCUUCAAUGUCAACAUCGCGUUUGGAGGAGCUCUGAACCCACCCAUGGCUGAUGCUGAAUAUCUGACUGCGUUCAGAACAAUCGUGAUGCCAAUUGCCCGUGAGUUUGGUCCCGAUAUGGUUCUCGUGUCUGCUGGUUUUGACGCGGCCAAGGGACAUACAGCUCCGCUGGGAGGGUAUGAGGUCACAGCUGAAGCUUUUGGUCACAUGACCCGUGAGCUGAUGUCGCUUUCGGGUGGGAAGGUCGUGCUGGCACUGGAGGGAGGCUAUGAUAUUCCGGUCAUCUCGGAGGCUUCAGAGAUGUGUGUCAAGGCUCUUCUUGGGGACGAGCUACCUUCAAUCAAGGAUGAAGAACUCCAUCGGCCGAGCUGUAAACCUGCGUUGGAGACCUUGGAAUCCACCAUCCGAAUACAGAUGGAGCACUGGCCCUGCAUCAAACGGUAUUUGGGAACAAUAAGCUACUCCCUGAUGGAGGCACAGAAGCGGGAGAUGGAGGAAGCGGACACAGUUACUGCCCUUGCAUCACUCUCCAUGGUCCCAAGUAAAAACAGUUCUGUGGAGCAGCAAGAAUCAGAGCCAAUGGAAGAAGGGACCUAGAAGUAGCAGCCUGUCCUAACAGGAUUGUAGUUGACAGGGGAGCCUCCCAGACAAGAUGGCCGCCAGUGGCAGACGCAGUGGCCAGAUGCCAUUUCUGCUAGAACCCAACAUCGUAGAACCACAGUGCUUGGCCAUGGCAUAGCACCUGAUGUUGUACUUACAGCAACCUCCAUGUGCCGUCAUCACAGUGUCAAAGACUGCGCCCUCCUCCCUCCCUGCCUGUGUCCACUGCGUCAUUUCAACAAGGUCGCUGUUGUCUAUACUUUGUGUUUUGUUUCACUGCCACUGUCCAUGUGUCUUGAGUCUGUGACAGGAAAAGAUUGCCACAGACACCACUCGACUCUUUGCAUUUGUCAACAUCUAGCUCCUGCCUCCGCUGACCGAUGAGGUGAUGAAACAAUUGAUGAGCCUUCCCUGACGACUACUUGCCCACUUGUGCUGCCACCUACUGGCGUACGUCUCGUGUUCCAUGUCGUUUACGCACACAACCUUCUUCUUCGUCGAGUAGAUUUACCAUCACUGGUCAAUCUUUGUUGUGAAAAAUUGAACCAAGUUAGAUGAAGACAAUCAUGUAGAUUUUUGUAUUCUUUUACCGUGGUGACCUCGGAGGCCAUCAUUUAAAAGGAUGAUGGAACUGAAGACAUUCGCACAGAGAAAUCAUCACUUCAGCUGUUUCAUCUCACACGAUCGUUUCAGCAGCUGCAUCCGAAAAUUUGACACAGUUAUUCUUCAUCGGAGGAAGUGGCAAUCAGCAAAUGGCACAUUCAUUAUCCUGAUUUGUACGUCAUACGACUGCAGCCAUGGAAACACGUCUACCACAAGCUAGCUCGCCAUUCUGUCUCGAUACUUUUCUAAGGCAGUCCUCAUCUCUGAAAGUGCUAUUUGGAGGGUCGCAUCACGAAGCAGAGCAAACAGGAAAAGCAGAUGUGACUCGAUUCAAAAAUCGUGACGGGGAAAAAGAUCAAGGAAGCCAGACAUUGGCUUGUAAAUAAGAAAGUUGUCGGUUGUUAACUUUGAAAACCGAUACCUGGUUGUUUGGUUAUUGUUUUCCAGAGAGAUAUUUUUAGGUCUUGAAAUGGAGCAUUGAAGAUUCUCCAAUCGAUGGACCGAAAUAAUAACUAUGGAUGACAAGUAUGACUAUAUGUCUAUAUAUAAAUAUAUAUAUUUGUGUAUAUGUAUACUAAAGCUCUAGUCAGUGGAAAUCAGCCUAACUUUGUACCUGUGUAACAGUAGGUUUAUUUCAACAUGUUAUUUGCUGUUCUUCUUGACAUGGUGUAUCUCAACUCUAGAUAAUCUUAUUUUCACAAAGUAUUUUUUUCUACUUUUACAAAUACUAUUUUUGCAUUCAAUUUUAUACCUAUCGCCCCAGGAGGGUGGAUGGCUGUUGAUCAUAUACCACGCCCCAUUUCAAAAUUUGGGACGUUUUACUUGGAAUUUUAGUUGCUAGUUUUGCUUAUUGUGAAAAUAAGCUUAUCUAUAGUGACAUAGUUCCUGACGGUUUCUAUCUGCAGUAAAUGAUGUCAUUUUGUCAGUAGUCUUUUACUUUACCCAAUUGUUUUUGUGACACAUUGAAAACAACUCAUGUUCAUUCUUCGUGGAAUUUCAAUUUUGACAUUUUUUCCAAAGUAUACUAUUGCACUGUUUACAAAUUUCCAAUUUUCUGACUACAUUUUCGAAAAAAAUUCUUUUUUCUCUCACCAGGCUCCUCUGGUUUGGAUAUUUUAAGGUUUAAAUGUAUUUGUUUUGAAUGCUAAUUCACACUGUGUAUCUGUAAUAGUAAUUGUAGAAACAUGUCCACUGUUGUCCAAGCUUAGAGUGCACUUUAGACAAACUAUUCCAACAAAAGUAGAUUUCUGUUAUGUAUACAUAGUAAUAUAUAUUUGUUAUAACACAGGACACCCCCCAUUUUUCCAAAUGGUACGGUUCCCCCUUAAAGUGGGAACAUACCACUUUGUUUUUUAGGGGUGAGAAAUAACACAGGAUUUGAUCCAUAAAUCUUGUGCCACAAUUUCAGCUGUUAGUAAUGUGAUCUGUUACCAUGGUUACCAUGGAAACCAGAUGACCAACUUGGUGCAGGUACUUAAUCAACAUUACCUGUGAGUAGACCGUUGGACCUUUUUCGCGUCAUAUCGUGUCUGUUUUGAAGUCAUCAGAGAUAUAGUCUAUAGAGUUUGUUACUUCAGUCAAGCUAUACAAGAGCAGUCACAACAGAAGGCAGUGUAUGGACUUGUAACUUGGUUAAGAACCCUUGGUGGGAUUUCUCAAGAGCAGACAACUCCUGAUCAGUGUUGACAGAGUUAACUGCCCUUGGACUAUGCCUGCCCUGUGUUUGGCAGGUGAUACUAGUUGUUAACUCCACAAAAUGUUUAAGAAUAGCCAUCAGCUUGAGGCUUGUCUGGCCAUGUUUGGCCAUGAUCACUUUUUAGACAAGAGCUUGCAUUUCUUUAAUGCAUGUGACUGCUCCUUUUAGACUAAAUACUGACCGAACCAUAAUAUAAGUCUUCUUCUCCAAUCACAAAUAUCUUGAUUGUCUCGUGUUUGGACAAAAAUUUACUAUUUUCAAAAUAAUCCUUAGCAGUAGAGAUUGUGAGACUGUGUAUUUUCUUGAGACCUUUGGGAACCUGCAUGCAACUGUUUUCACGGCUACUUAAGAUUAACAAUAAACGUCUCUUGAAGUUAGCAUGCAGUGCUGUCAUUUAGAGUCAGAUGUAUUUUGAACUAGAAUAUUUGUUUUCAAGAGUAAGAUGUCUUUUGGUUUCUUUUUUGGUCCAACAUAAGAUUUGUGAUAAUCGUGUACAGUGUGUGACAAAGAAAAUAUUUUCUUCAUUUUGAACUUGGUCGGUGUUAAACACUAAAACAUAACUGCAGAUGAGUAGGAGUUGUAUGUUUGGCUGCAGCUUUUGGAAGAUGGCUGGACUUACUUGAAUGUUAUCUAAGAUUCAGCCCUCAGCAGCAAGGAAGGAAAGGUAAGGUGACCCUGUUUAGAGGUUGGAGGUCAGAUUCUGGGCAGAGACUUGAUGGGUGUUCCUUGAUCCAAAGGUAGCGAAAAAUGGCCACGGUUGGAUUUCUUGCAACAGCAACUCUCUGCAGUUAUGUGGCCUUACGGAGUAGUCACUUGAAUCGUGAUGUAUAAAAUAUGUAUAUUUUGCUCGCUCGGUGAUGUAAAUUAUGUUGAUAUAUUCUCAAACUGAAGUUAAAGUGUGUCGCCCACUCAUAAUAGGUGAGUGGGUUGGUUUGUUGGCGUCAGAGUCAACUCUUGACUGUGUUCAAGUCCUUUGAACUGGUGUACGACAUGUUGACUUUGUGCAUGCUGCAAGUUGUCUUUCUUGUAAGUUAUUUAUCAAAUAGCAGAAAAGUGCUUUCAUUUUCAAAACAGUUAGUUGUGUACAGAUAUCCUAUUUUAAUGACAAAUCUUUUUUAAAUGGAUGUUAAAGAGAAAUGAACUAUUUUUUCCCAAGUAUUACAUGUAACAGAUUCUCCAUUAUUAAAGUUCUCUAGUUGCCAGUACUCUGUUGCCAAGACCUGCUCACAAGGCAAGGUCAUUAGUUGGGGUCAAGGUCAAGGUCACUAGAUCCUGUAGGCAGCCUUGUGCCCUUCAGGAUCCAUAUUUCAAGUUCAGGGCUGUGCUGUUCAACAAACUGAGACCCAGUCCAGGAAUUAAAACUGAUUCUUGAGCAAAGGAUAUAUGUAUACUACUCAGCUUUUGCUGCAAACUAUGACUGAAGUGGACUGCAUUGAUCCUUAGCAAAUGUUGAGUGGUAUAUAUAUUGUGAUGAAGUUUUUCAUCAUUACUUGUCAUUGUUUAAGGUGAAUUUCAUUAACUAUACAUGACAAUUUGUUUGAUUAUAUUUUGUCUUGCUCCUUGAUUUGAAUUUGUGAUGAAGAGACGAUUUGUCUGUUUACUUAGACAAGUUUCCAUGUUGAGACGACCUUGCAUCCUGACAAACCGUUGCCAGCAGCCGGACGCUGUGUUACCCUGUUAGUUGGAGAAACACUCCAACAGAAAUAUUGUUGAGAAAUGAUUGUUAUUUGUUAAGAAAACGUUACUGCCCAUUUCACAAUGUAACAUUGACACAAUUGGCUCUCAUGGGGUAACUGUGCUCUGAAGUUCCUCUGUGAUGAAGUUCCAGGAAUACCGUAAACCAAACAUGUGACUAAUGGUUGUAGAUGGAAUUUGUUCAGAGAUCAGUACAUUACCGUAAAGUUCUCCAGUUGCCAAUUCUCUGUUGCCAUGACCCAUUUUUACAAGGCAAGGUCAUAAGUUGGGGUCAAGGUCACAAGAUCCUACAGACAGCCUUGAGCCCUUCAAGAUCUGAAUUUAAAGAAUUGUGCUUUGAACCAUAAUCAUAUUAAAAAGUCUGUUGGGUGACCAUAAUUAACACAAAUUAAAUGACUUUGUAGAACUACACCUUUGAUUAAAUUUUGUGAAAUCACAGUAUAAAUCAUUUUCUUAAUAUGGAUGACACAGAACUUCAAUAUCAGAUGAAAGUUGUGAGUAUAGGACCUAUGCGAGAGUUGGAUGUUAUUUUACAGUGUGAAAUGGCAGACAUCACUUGUUAGUCUGACGGUCAGCAUUAUGUCGAGGACGUCGGCCGUGGCGGCGUGUGCUGCAGGCAGGUUUGCUCAUGUACCUACCCCGUGAUUCUCAACUGCUUCUUCUUCCGACCGAGUUGCUCCAGUGCCAGUGUUUUCCACUUAUUAUUAUAUAUAUAUUGACACAGUGCAAGUGGUAGCGCAGCGGGGACAACACUCACAACCAUCGGCAGUUAGUCAAACGAAAUUAUCUUCAUAUACCUUUGAAGAUUUUAACUUCUGCUCCUAUUCACUUUCUGUAUUGGUAUUGAAUAUCAUUUCUUAUAUCAACCGUCCUUGUCCUUCUACAGAACGGCUUAAUGUUGCCAUGACUAUAUUACCAUAGUUUUUGGCGCCAAGAUUGCCAAAAAGGUAAAGAAGCAUGUGUAUAGAAUAAACCCUACUUCACCAAUUCUGUUUUUUUAAAUCAAUCAAAUAUAGUGACAAAACAAUAAUUUGAGUACAGAGGCGAAAUUUUGAUAGAUUUUCACCUAUUUGAGAAUGUCUCUCAAUAUUCGUAUAAAGUGAUUUCAAUGCCAAUCAUACGAAACUGUUUGAGGAAGUGUUUGCAGUCGCGUACCCUGAGCAUUGUCUCCGCCUCAGUUGCUGGUCUGCGAUGCUGCUGUUGCUGCCACAGUAGUUGUGUAUUUUGUUACAAGCCAGGCCCUAGCGAGACCACUACACUGAAUAUCUCUAUCUACUGUUCAUGUUUCCUGUUUUCUCUAGACUCCAGUCAUAGUAGUCGGAUGCUUAAACAUUGGUAAGAACGAUAUCAUUGUAAAAAUGCUGGUCAUUCAUUGUGAAGUAAAUUUUGUUGUCAAAAUUGAA
Messenger RNA from Haliotis rubra (blacklip abalone), 8818 nucleotides. Its product is annotated as histone deacetylase 4-like. NCBI's taxonomy places the organism in Eukaryota, Metazoa, Mollusca, Gastropoda, Lepetellida, Haliotidae. Gene Ontology annotation, cellular component: histone deacetylase complex. Gene Ontology annotation, molecular function: histone deacetylase activity. The record is from RefSeq and is a predicted model, not a curated record. Gene Ontology annotation, biological process: chromatin organization; negative regulation of transcription by RNA polymerase II.